Messenger RNA from Diachasmimorpha longicaudata, 4523 nucleotides. RefSeq names its product probable maleylacetoacetate isomerase 2. Lineage: Eukaryota; Metazoa; Arthropoda; Insecta; Hymenoptera; Braconidae. Gene Ontology annotation, biological process: L-phenylalanine catabolic process; glutathione metabolic process. Gene Ontology annotation, cellular component: mitochondrion; cytoplasm. Gene Ontology annotation, molecular function: maleylacetoacetate isomerase activity; glutathione transferase activity. The record is from RefSeq and is a predicted model, not a curated record. Bases 142 to 795 code for a protein of 217 amino acids. The transcript is spliced from 3 exons.
GAUUUCGCGCGUUGACCGGGUUCCAACAAAAAAAAAGUUGAAAAAAUAAGACAUUUACGGGAUUUUUGUCAGUGAGAAAUAGUGGGUUUUGUUGGUGUUCGAGUGGUUCUUCCGUCCAAUAUUUUAGGUUCACGGUGCGACAUGUCCGUGAUGGGCAAGCCGGUUUUGUACUCUUACUGGAGGAGUUCCUGUUCCUGGAGGGUGCGGAUUGCUUUAAAUCUGAAAGAAAUACCAUACGAUAUAAAGCCUGUGAGUCUAGUAAAAUCAGGUGGUGAACAACACUGCAACGAAUAUCGCGAGGUAAAUCCCAUGGAGCAAGUACCAGCACUGCACAUCGACAAUCACACGUUGAUCGAGUCCCUGAACAUAAUGCAGUACCUCGAGGAAACAAGACCCCAUCGGCCACUCCUUCCAGCUGAUCCUGUGAAACGUGCACGAGUGAGAGAGAUUUGCGAAGUGAUAUCAAGUGGAAUUCAACCUCUGCAGAACCUCGUAGUCCUCAUCUACGUCGGUGAAGAGCGUAAGAAGGAAUGGGCGCAGCACUGGAUCACCAGAGGCUUCACAGCUGUGGAAAAGUUACUGUCAUCUAGCGCUGGAAAGUACUGCGUUGGAGAUGACAUCACCAUCGCAGACUGUUGCCUUGUCCCCCAGAUAUUCAAUGCGCGGAGGUUUCACGUAGACUUACGACCCUUUCCCACAAUUCUCAGGGUCGAUCGUCAUCUCGAGAAUCAUCCAGCUUUCACAGCUGCACACCCCAAUAAUCAGCCCGAUUGUCCACCUGAGGCUACCAAGUAGCAAGCAAGGCAGACCACUCUCUUCCUGUUCUAAAGGUUUUUAUAACUUUGGUGAUUGGAGGAGAGUGGUCGGUAGUGAUCGUGGGAGAGUGGAAGGUACCGAGGGAAUAUUUGGUUUUUGAGGGAAAUUAUUUUAAAUCACUAUUUCGGAAAAAAUCGGCAAUUGUGGAAUUUAUAAAUUUUUAAAAAAUAUUUAUUUUCCAAUCAAUAUAAAAAUUAAUUAUAGAGGAAUAUGAGCGUUUUCUCAACAAUGGGUGUGGACAAUUCACACAAAUUUUUAGUUUUUCCAAAAAUAAAAAAUUACAACUUAAUGGUAAGUUGAACGUACCUUUUGUAUUAUUAGGAAAUUUUUCUCGAUGUCAGUGUAAGGACAGUCAAUAAAGAAGCAAUUGCCAAUAUUUUUAAAUAAAAAAAAAUACAAUUUCCACAAAAUUAAUAGUAUCACAAAUAAAAUCAAAUUGACCGAAAGAAAUUGAAUAUUUCCUUCUAAUUUUCACUCCAACCAGCGAUCAAGCUUCAAGCAAUUGAAGUAAUGACCCAAGUUAAAUCUCGAGUGAUAAUUUCAAUUGUUCAAGCUGUCAUUCAAGUGAUAGAAAUGUUGGCCUAUUUUCUUAUUUCUUCAUUCACCAGUCUUACCUCCUUUAUUUCACUCCAGCAGAGUAACUUUUUUGUAAACAAAUGAACAUAUUUUUUUAAUAUUUACCGUGUGCUACCUAUUUGACAUAGGGUCUGUUGCCAGAAGUCUAAAGUUUAAUUUUUUAUGCAAUAUUAUUUUUUAGAUUAUUUUAUUUGUUUUUACUCAAAUGACUUCAUCAUUAUUCGAUUAAUUACCAAGAAUAAUUUGAUGCAAGCUGCUCAAACCAUGCCUCAGAGCUCUUGGAGUAUGGGAAAGUACAAAGAUCUUCCUUAAUUUCCAGUCUUGAAGGCAUCGAAACAUUGGUUGAAUUUUAUAUUCAUUUCUUUUUUCAUUUUUUUAAUGAAAUACCAUAAAUUUACAAUCAUCUUAGCGUAACUGCCAGUCGUCAGACAAUUAAAAUGUCAAAUAAAAAUCAAUUGCGCCGAUAAAAUUAUUUUCUGUCAUUAAGUGAGGGAAUUAGCACGAUUAAUUAUGAAUAUCUAGCGAUAUCUCUGAUGAAUAAUCGAAACGUACAAAGAUACUUACGUUGAUAACUGUAAAUAACAAAGAGUAAAACAAAAAUAACAGCAGAACUGAUCAAAUCUAAAUGCACGAGAGGCAUUCGGUGUCUAAAAUGAACAGAAACAAUAAUUCAUUAUUCAAUCCAUGACUAGCAUUCCCUUUCCAAUGAUUUACUAUUAAUUAUCCUUUUGGUGGUAUUGAAUAGAUUAACAAUUAGAUACCAAGGGAUUCGUAAAUGAUGAACAGAUGGAUUAUUUUCAUUGUACGUGCUCGGGCUAGAGUAUGUUAGGAGCAUUAAAUCCGUGAAACGUAGGAGUUAAUUCCCAAGAGUGUGUAUGACGAUAAAGUUAAUGAUCUUGAGCCUGUAAAAAUAUAUAAAUAAGUGAGCAAUAGGAAUUCACGAUAUUGAAUAAGGAAAUGAAUAUUUUGUAAGUGAAAACAAAAAAAAAAUGUGUAACUUGAUGCUUAUAGAGGAGGAAACAAUAAAUUCUGUGUCAUAGAAGUUAAACAUCUUUUAUUCCUCUCAACAAAUGAACUUACCUUAAUUGCCUUGGUACUUAUUCAUUUCAGAGCUGAGUGGACAUGAUUUUAUUCCAAAUCUGUCAGCACAGACUCGAUAUAUUUUUUAAUCAAUAAUGUAUUUUUAUUUUUUCAUCUUUCUUUUGUUUUCAUAAAAAAAUACAUUCACUUAACUAUUGACUAGUUCCGUUUUUGUCUCAUAAUUAUCGUGUUUUUUUUUUCUUUUAAAUACUCUAAACUCAUGAAUGGAAUGUUCUAAUUGUUCAUUCUAUCACUGGAAAUUCGGGUGGGCGAAAUGUUUGAACAAUGCAGAUUUGUAUAUUUACACUUUAAAGAUAUGUCGUUAUAACUCUUCACAAUUGUUUAGCCUACAUUUACAGUGAUAACUUCGGUUUUAUCAAUAUUUCUUUGAUUAAUUGCCAUUAAAUUGGGAACUUACGCAUUAAUUCGUCAGUUACAAUACAUUUUGUACAUUUCAAUAUUAUUUUUGUACAAUCAAAUAUCAGGAAGAUGAACAUAACAAACGAAUCAGUGGAAUGAAAAAUAAAUUACAAAUGUCCCUGAAGUACUUCCUGACUUUGAUUCGAUAACAAUCGAUUUAAAAAUUUUACAAGAGAAUGAAACAAGAGGACGAACUUUACUCAUCAAAAUUACUACAUCAUAUUAGAUUGAAAGAACAUCAUCCUCUCGUUGCAUUUCCCCAGACAAUUACAAAAAUCAAUAGUCCUUAAUACUUAAAACCCUACGAAAUAUUUAACAACAUUAUACCUAACACUUCAUCAGUAGAAAAAAAAUGUAAAAAAAAUGUCUGAAACGUUGACAGAGAGUUGAAGUUGGUGAAGAAGACGAUUGAAUAAAAAAAAAAUGAAAAAAUACGAUUGGUGAUGUCGGUCGGACCUAAAACGUUGAUAAAUGGAAUAAAAAACGUGGAGAUAAAGAUGGUGGCUGGGUAACUGGGUAAUUGGUGAAAUGAAUAACAACAGAAUGCAUUUAAUGAGCGAUUGUUUAUUAUGCUCUUAUGAUCACUUGUCAUACAGGUAACGAUGCUUUUUGUUUUUCUUUAAAUCUUUCUUUCUUUUUCAUGAAUGAAAAUAGUUAAUAUAUUAUACUUUUUAUUUUAUAAUUAUUUAACAUUGAAUGAGAAAAAAAAGAAGACGAGAGAAAAGGAAAAAAAAGUAAAUAAAUGAUGAUACGUAAUAACAAUUCGUGUUGGAUGCAAAUAAAUGUGUUAGAAUGUAAGAAUAAUAUUAGAUUUCAUUACUCGUUUUUUAUAAUUUUUUUUUUCAAUAGUAACUAAUUUUACAAUCUAAACUCUUCUUUAUAACAAUUAUCACCCCCAAGAGAAGAUGUGGGCGCACGUAAGAUGUUACAAUGGUCUUGAUAAAAUAAAUGGGGAAGUAAUGGGAAAUAAGCGAGUGCGUUUUGUUGGUUUUCUUUUUCAGAAAUUAUCAAAUUGUGAUCAGCAAUUGAAAUAAGGAGACAGUGAAAUGAUAAAAGUAAUUAACAUCAACCACACUCUCCUUAUUUCAAUUAGCCAUCGAAAAAAAAUAUUCAGUCGUGAAUAAAUAAAAGAUUGUGAUGUCUUAAACCCUCAAUGUAUUUAUUCAACUGAUUUUUUAACUUUUAUCUAUGCACGACGUGACGAUCUGACAUGGAUGAUUGAAGAAAAUAAUAAAAUAAUUACAACGAUGCACUUUUUGAUAAAAAUGCAAUUCAAUUUCUUUUUCGUAUCUCUACAAUGAUGAUUAUAUCGAACCACUUGAUUUUAAUUAUCAUUUUCACCUCUUGCGAAGCAUUUGUCUGGGGUAUUACAAGCGAUAACAUUUUUUUUGUCUUUUUAACACACGAUUCAAGUUAUUCGAAUGCAGAGGGGAAAAAACAUGUGGACAUUUAUCAUAACGUUUUUCUUUUUCUUUAUAUCUAUUGAAACCUUUCGACGGAAUUUCAUUUUGCUGAUUAAUCAUUUCAUGAGAGAUUCUCGUAACACCGGCGUUUAUUAUUUGUGCUUAACACUUCUCUAUUUAAUGCUAGAAAAAAUGAAGAUCGAUGAGGGGCACAAGAGCUAUAGAUUU